CCCAGCUUCACGUCGUCUGCAAGCUCUCUGCACCCACGAUUGUUGAGGUUUACUCUCUCGAGUCUGCAGCGGCCUGUCAGUUGGCAGGCACAACACAAACAGCACAUCCAUCCAUUCACGCAUGAUGCAAAUGUCUCGUUUCGGCCCCUUUUAAUCUCCUCAAGCUCCGCCUGUUGGUCGCGUCUCGCCCGCUCCAUGGCUCCUCAAACCCCCUCCCUGGGUAGAGUCAAGCAAAAGGCAACCAGAAGAUGACGCGACAUCAGCUUGUAUGUGCGUAUGAUCGAUUGUGGCUUGAGGAUACCUUCUCAUUGCAUCUCCCCCACCAGCGUCGCGAGCAGCCGCUGCACCUCCCAUGACGUCUCUCGGUGGCCGCCGAAGCGGCCAAGUACAUAUGCGGAAACAAAUAAAGAAAUUACCGAAUCUUGAUGAUCACCUCUUCCCUGUCUUCCUCACCUACGUACCUCCGCAGACGUGGAUCAAGCAGGUCCAUCGGAUAUGGAAGAUGUAGACGGUGAUUUAUCUGCACACAGCAGCCAAAGAAUACACGGACACGAUCAGUCUAUUUGACAGCGCACAUACCCUUUGCAGACAAUGCGCUGGGAUUCAGAGUCGUCAUCGGCCGAUCAGAUAUAAAAUGUGGCCAGCGAUCUGCACACCACCCAGCAACAGAGAAAAGAGGAGAGAAGAGAAGUAUUCUGAUGCAUGUGUAGGCUGUUGGUCUGACUAGCAGUGACUAUGGCGGGUGCCGGUCUCCUUGGCCGGAGCGACGUACUGGACUCCAAUGGAAUGCAAUCACACACACCAGAUGACGUUAGUCGCGUUUGUACACAGGUGUUCGAUUACCUUCUUGCUCGCCCAGAAAGAGGUCAGCUGCAAAGCCGGCAAUGCCCAGACAGGCAUCUCGUGUCCGUCGAUGGGUGCGGUGCGCAAGGGGGCAAAAAAUGUCGAUAUAAAGUGUAGGCAGCCAUCUGCAUCAUCCCCCCCCAGCAGCAACUGCAUGACCUGAGACGGACGGGAUCCCCAGAUGGAGGUGCUCUUGGCGUCAGACAUCUGGUGUGUGUUACGUGUGGUGAGUGCUCACCAGGAGGCCAAAUGCGGCCCGGUGGCAUGAGGCAAUGGCCACUCGGAUGGGCGUAUGGUCACGGUGACUCGCCGCAUUGAUGUCGGCGCCGUUGUCAAUCAGAGCCCGCAUGAUGGCGAGCUGCAGGCCGGGGGUCUCCCACAUGGGCAAGGCGACGGGAGAGAUGUCCUCGUCACCAUCGCCGUCGGCUGCCAUAUGGACGGCACGCUGCUGUUGGUGAGAUUGUCGAUGCACAGCGACAGCAGCGGAUAGGCGCAAUAGCCACCCGUAGUGCCCGUCGCCCGCAGCCCCGGCAUCACAUUGGGGUCUGCUUCAUGCUGCUGGAUGAUGCCCGUCACCUGCCGUUGGUCAGUGACGGUGCGGCGGAGGAUGGCCUCGGACAGCCGUUUGCUGGCGUCACUGGUGCAAGCCAGCGAAUUUAUUCAAAGCCGCCUUCUUUCCACGGUCUUCAGCCUGCCGCCUUUUCUUCUGUCGCCAGGCAAAGAUCCUUCUGUCGACCUCCUUGGCGAGGUCCAGUGGUCGGCCCCACGGCGACCACUGAACCUCACCAGCCUUCAGUGACGAGGCCCUGAAGAGCGAAGUAACCUGACAACCAACAAGACAACACAUCCAUCCAUCCAUCUGUGUGUCAUCUGAGUGUGUGUGUGUGUGUGUGUGUGCCCUCAUCGACCGACCUGGGAGCAGCAGCAUCUCUUUGCUAUUGUUGGGCCCGUACUUGACUUUCUUGACGAGGGUGCUGAGCUGCUCGGGCCGCUCGGUACACAUGUUGGUGAGGAACCCGUGACGCCCGAUGAACUCCAUGUGUAGCUGACCCUGGCACACACACACACACACAUGAAUGACCACAGCCACAUACAGGAGAGAGAUUCAUGUGUGUGUGUGAUUCAUCUGCGUGUGUGUGUCAGCUUUAUGUGGGUCCCCGACUCACCAGCGCCUUCUUGAGGGCUACGUUCAUGUACUGGAUGGCCUCCUGCUCCAGGUCGGCAACGCGCAGCACCAGGUCUACUUGAACGCCAAUUGAAUCGAAAACUGCACACACCACACCACACCACACACCAAUGACAUGGCUGGAUGGACGCAUCCAUCCAUCCAUCCCCACCCCACCCUCCCGUCUGUCUGUAUGAGUGUGUGUACUUACCGUCUGCGAGUUGCCCUGGAUGGUUGAGUCGACCGCCACGGUCUUGUUGGGUGUCUUCGUGUGUCCUGACACACGAAGAGGUUCAUGCCCUGAUGCAGGAUGGCCCCGACCUUCGCACCACCAGCAACCAAUGCGUUCAGAAUCUGCACACACCACACAUGUACACCACACCACACCAUCCAUCCCACCCAUCCAUCCAUUCAUUCAUUCAUCCAUCCCAUCAUCCAUCUGUCUGUGUGUGUGACCUUGCGCACCUCGCUUACAUUGGUGAUGGGCGGCGUGAUAUUGACGGCGUACACCUGGAUCUUGACCGACUCGUCCACCUUGAGGCUGAACAGCGGGUUGCGCGUGGCGAGAAUCUCAUUCUCUUCCUCAAAAUCGUCGACGUACUUGGCGAUGAUGUUGACGUGGUGCUUAAACUUCACUUUCCACCUCUGCCAGGCGGGGGGGACCCGUUGGCGAUGCGGAAGUGGGCGAUCUUCUCUCUCGCGUGUUCCUCCGCCAACGAAGCGACAAGGAAGCCGGCAGAGAGGCAAGCCAGAGAACAGCUCGUCAGAGAUUUGUCUUCUAAGCCAAAAAGCAGAAAAAUUCUGUCGCUGUCUCCCGAGAAUUCUCGCCAACGUCUGCAAACCCUAGACCCUUCAAGAUCAAACCCUGCGCUUACGACGCUGGAGAUAGAGAAAAGGAAGCGCAGCUGUGCUUCCCUGUGGGUCCACAGAACCGACAGUGCGGGAGCCGACAGUGCGUGGAAGCGUGAUGACCGGGGACCUACUCAU
This is a messenger RNA of Vitrella brassicaformis, 2995 nucleotides long. NCBI's taxonomy places the organism in Eukaryota, Vitrellaceae. The record is from the annotation of a GenBank genome assembly.